GGCAGGUUGAUGAGGUGUCACGUGUCUGGGCAGGACGGACUCAAGGAUCGCGUGGACCAUCAUGACGAGUGACGCCGCCCCAUCGAUGCCUCACAGCACUGUUGAGCACGUGAUCAGGAGCGUCCUCCCGAUUGGUUGCCAUCGCUUCCUCCUCGGCCGCGCGGAGGAGGCGGGGCCGGUCCACGUCUUCCUCAGGGGCGUGUUUGGCGCGCUGAGCGGCUCAGCCAUUUUCCUGGGUGUGGCGCAGAGCCUCCCGCUGACCUUUCACCUCAAACUGGCCAUAGGAUGCGUUUCCGCUGGGCUGUGUCUUGUGGGCGGGGCCGUGUCGUCGUCCUUCAGGUGCUCAGUCCUGCUGGUGUUUCCCAGCAUGCUCGGCUCCCGGGGUCGGGCCUACCUCAUGCUGCUCAUCGUCACAAUGCUCUACUCAGGUCCGGUGUCCAACAUUGAGAGGAACGUUCAGGCAGCUGCAGAGAGUCUGAGCUGCAACUUGGACCUGCAGCUCCACAACAGCAAGUUGCUGUGGAGAGACGCCGUCAAACCUUUUCUCACGCUGGCCCAGGAAGUCACGGAGGACGAGGCGGAGUUGCAGUUGGAGGCCCUGGAUGCCGACGAGAAGUUCCGGGUCAUCCAGGACCAGGUGGCCCAUCAGUACGGCUACGAUCCGCUGAAGAGCGGAGACGACGCCAGCAGGAGCACGCAAGAGCAGUUCGUCACCCAGACCAUGAUGCAGUGCGACAGUAUGGUCAACCAGGGCGUCCAGCGCUGUGCCGAUUGGUUCGGUCUGAAGUGGGCGGAGUGCAUGGAGGCCGUCCACGUGCCCGUCAUCAACCACAUCCUGUGUGUGCCCAUGAAGUUCCACUUCCUGUGUGACAUCAUGAGAGUGAUGACGCCGUGGUGCAAGGAGCACGUUCCUGUGGAGGGAAACUUUGGACGCCUCUUUGACCGCCUCAACGACUCCAUGGACCUUCUAACGCGGGAGUUCAGCACCAACCUGGUCAUGCAGGAGCAGGAACAGGACGUGUUUGAGGGACAGAUCCUGGAUCAGGAGUUCACACAAUCCGUGCAAAGUUCUUUCCAAAAAGUGACAACUCGGAUGCAACAACUGCUGGACCUCCUUCACCUGCUCAUGUCCUUCACCUUCAUCACCUUCUUCACACAGUCGCUUGGAUACACACGUGAGUUCCGAGGAGACAUCUAUUUUGACAACAUGUACAUCACAACAUAUUUCAAAAACAUAGACAGCCGCAGGAAGACAAGGGGUAAACGUUGUUUGUUGCCUCUCAGUUCGACUGACAGAAAAAAGUUUGUUGACCCCUGGAGUCCCAGAAUUCACCCUGAAGAAGUCAAACAAGUGUUAUCAGGUGUGCUGCAGGUGCUGUGUUUGCUGGUGGUGGGUGUGGUCCUGCUGAGUGUGGAUUGGUCCGUGGUUCGUGUUCUGGAUGUGGUCAGCAGACACACUCAGACACAAUUCAACUUCACCAGCAGCCAUCAGGUGGACAUCCAGGUAGGCGGAGACUCUAUGAUGGCCCGCCUCCUACGGAAGACGGUGGAGGCGUUUAACAGCUCGUCCAGUGUCCACAUCAUCACGGACAACCGUCGUAGGGUGCGCGACUCCGCCGUCCUUCCUCCCCGCCAGUGCGUAUGUCAGCUGUGUUUGUUGCAUCCUGCUGGCGGCGCUCCUCAGCUGCAUGCAGGUGUACACCAAUCGCCUCCGCAGGGUCAUCGCCGCCUUCUUCCACCCCAAGAGAGAGAAAAGACGGGUGUUGUUUCUAUACAACGUCACCCUGUACGGACACAAGUCAGACACCCAGUCUGCACCGAGCAGCAUAAAGGUGUUGGAUUGUUUCACCGCCUGCACUCGUGCGUGUGCAGGGCGGCAGGAAGCAUCUCGCUCUGAGGGAGGUGAAAGGUCAAAGUAGUUCUGUCCUCUCAACACGGGCAGCAGAGGGCGCUGUCUGCGCCUUUUCACCUCCACAAGCUUUUUAAUAGAACAUUUCCAUAAAUCAAUCAGUUGUAUUUAUUUGGAACACGUGAAAAACAUUUAACAAUUCAAAAAGUUCAAAGAGGAGAACGCAUGCGGGGGCUAUUUUGAUAUUUUUCCAUUUCAAGGCCAAUGCAAUAUAUAAUACCCAAUGUAACUCUUAGGGCUCCCCUCAAUUUUGGUGAUUGUGAAAGGGUCUCAAUCAUUAAAGUGUUCAAAAUAAGUAAUUUAGUAAUUAUUUUUAUACUUUCAAUACUUAUCAUUUAAAAAAGAUUAAUACAUACUUAAAUAUCCAUAGAUCCCCUUCAGAUCGAUUUGUUGUCAAAUAUGGAGCUUUUACUUUUUUUAGGUUUUAAAUAAUAAAUAAAUGAUAAAUGGGUUAUACUUGUAUAGCGCUUUUCUACCUUCAAGGUACUCAAAGCGCUUUGACAGUAUUACCACAUUCACCCAUUCACACACACAUUCACACACUGAUGGCAGGAGCUGCCAUGCAAGGCGCUAACCAGCAGCCAUCAGGAGCAAGGGGUGAAGUGUCUUGCCCAAGGACACAACGGACGUGACUAGGAUGGUAGAAGGUGGGGAUUGAACCCCAGUAACCAGCAACCCUCCGAUUGCUGGCACGGCCACUCUACCAACUUCGCCACGCCGUUUUAAAAAAGAAAGAAUUUUUUUUUUUUUUGUGUGUGGCUAAAACACAAAAUA
Molecule: messenger RNA, 2683 nt
Organism: Nerophis lumbriciformis (worm pipefish)
Lineage: Eukaryota; Metazoa; Chordata; Actinopteri; Syngnathiformes; Syngnathidae
Gene: dcst1
Product: DC-STAMP domain containing 1
Cellular component (GO): membrane
Source: RefSeq, a predicted model, not a curated record